This is a messenger RNA of Cooperia oncophora, 1047 nucleotides long. Lineage: Eukaryota; Metazoa; Nematoda; Chromadorea; Rhabditida; Trichostrongylidae. The record is from the annotation of a GenBank genome assembly.
AUGUGGAACACUCAUAUACCUGAUGAUGUCGAAGUAGAAAAAGAAAACAAUACAGUUGAUCAUAAGUAUUACAUAACAACUACUUAUUUGAAUCGUCCACAGCAAAUGGAAAACUAUUGGGUUGACAUGGAUGCCAUGUUGAAAAAGCCUGGUGUCGUGGGAAAUGCAAGUCAUCCGCUUUUAUCUGGGACUUAUCGAAGGGCUGUGGGUGCAAAGCUAAGCUUCAAGUUCCCGUUUUACGGUCAUAUGAUGACGAAUCUCACAAUAGCUACCGGAGGUUUUCUCUAUAUUGGAGACCAGACACACAAUUGGUUGGCUGCCACACAGUAUAUAGCCCCGCUUAUGGCUAAUUUCGAUACAAUGCUGGAUGGAUCGAGCAUUCUGUAUGCAGACGACGGUGAGAAGUUUGUGGUGGAAUGGAGAAAAGUUCAGUUAAGAGAGCAGCAUCAAGCCGGGCCAUUCACCUUCCAAACUACCCUGUUCAAAAAUGGAUCAAUCGCUUUCGUUUAUAAAAACGUACCCAUGAAUGUGUCGAAUAUAAGCGAUGAACAGCAUCCGGUCAAAUGCGGUAUUAGCGAUGCUUAUCUGUACCAUCAUAUGUUUAUGGCACAUGGAACUAUGAGUCCGAAGCGUGUUAUCUAUGAGUACCAUCGAAUUGAAAUCCCACUGGAGAAAGUGGUUGCUGACACGGUCGUUUAUCUAGAAGCGCAACCUGUCUGCAUUCAAUUCCAAUCAUGUGAAGCAUGCUCUAAUGCAACGUUGAAGCACUUUACUUGCACAUGGUGUCAUGCUAAGAAGGCUCAUGGAGGACCAUUUUGUACAGAUCAGGGAGGCAUUCAUCGACGUCGCCAACAAUGGGCAGAAAAUAAUUGCAAAAAUCAAGGGAAAAAUAUGUAUUGUAAUGCUGCUACUGACGAAGAUGAGGUAGAGGAUAGUUCAACUCCUUCAUCCGAACAGCCGUCUUCACCGGAUGAUGUCAUACCUCUGGAUAAGCCACGGAUUGAUAAAAUGAAAGGUAUGUUUUGGUGGCUUUGUAAAGGUAAUUAA